This is a messenger RNA of Toxoplasma gondii ME49, 2308 nucleotides long. RefSeq lists its product as hypothetical. The record is from RefSeq and is a predicted model, not a curated record. The coding region runs from base 98 to 2308 and encodes 736 amino acids. The transcript is spliced from 2 exons. NCBI's taxonomy places the organism in Eukaryota, Apicomplexa, Conoidasida, Eucoccidiorida, Sarcocystidae.
GAUACAGUGUUCUUUUCUGUUCGGCCACGAACUUGUUUGUUGACAUGUUUUUGAGGCAGUCACGCCCAACGGUGAUAACUGAUUCGCUUUCGUACCGAUGAUUCGUGAGUUUUCGUCUGGUGGUCAGCAUCACGAUCCACGUUUCAGUGACAGUUCGUCGGCGUUUUUCUCAAUGGGCGGAAACGAAGACUUGAGUGAGGGAUCGGCCUUCCUGCUCGAAAAAACAGCAGGAAAUGAAGGGCCGAAAACCCUUGACAAGGAGUCACAGGCCGAUGGAACCGAUCGUCCAGAUGCACACGAAGGCCUGUCUCACUCGCAUGAGAACAAGACACCAAAUCACGCUGAUGACGAACGUAAACAGGCAGAGGCUCAAAUGGAGGCCACAGUUCACGCGAAGCAGCAUGUCACAGAACACGAAGACAUCUCGGAUGCGAAAACCCCGGCAACCGACACACUGAGAGAAAUUUCAGCAGCUUCGGAAAUCCUUACGCAGCCCGAUACCCACCGAAGCAACAAUGGAAGCUGUCCCAUGGCGGAACCCGAAGAACAAAAACGAAACACAGUGACAGCCGAGGAAAUUCCGAAUGAUCAGAACGUCACUGGGAUACAGAAAAGACGCCCUGCAAAAGCUGCAUUGAGGCACCUGUCACGAACAAUAUCUCGAACCUCGUCUUCAGUCCGAGGCAUUCGCAGAAGCAUAGGAAAGAAGAGCGAACAAGUGAACAAAUUAUGGAAUUUCGUGCUCAGUCAGGCAAUGGGCAUUUCUUCGCUCUGCGGUCUUCUCUCAGUACUGUUCCUGUCGCUUGCGGUUAUUUCGUGUUCAUGGAGAUCCCACGAAUUCCAGUUCGAAGAUCGCAAUGGCAACAACACAAUCUCCGUGUUCUGCAGCCUUGACAGCGUUCGCCGCAUUCACCAGCUGAAACGGUUCAACGAAACGGGAACACUGUACCUGCUAGAUAAGCCAAGGAAGUAUGCGGAUCUCAUCGACAGCCCGUAUUGCUUGGAAGACCCAGACGGUGCUCAAAACAGCACGCACUCUCUUCCUCUAUCUCCUUCGAAGGAAACUGAUGACUAUCCACCAGAACAGAUUGUGGAGAAUCAAACUAUAGGUUCUGAACCCUCUUCUCGUCGACUGGCUGUCGGUGCAGACCAAGAUGCUCGUGAAGCUGCUAAGCUUAUGGAAGGCGUCGAAGAAUAUGCCGAUUUGGACGAUGGCCACAAGUAUCCCCAGCGACAGGAUGGAGACUCCGUUUUGCCUGCUGGGAACAGCAUUUCGAGCAACGCCACAUUCCCUGUGAAAGACGCUGACAGCGAUAGUGUUGAUCUUGAAAGAGUGUCACCCAGGAUGGACUCUCUCAAAACUAAAAAGGAAAGCGAGGGACUCUUUCUGAGCGACUGGGCUCUAGCACCAUUUCAGGUCAUUUUUGGACGAGAUCCUGCUGCCUCAGGGAACAUGACAGACGACAUGGCUCGCGUUCGUCGAACCCUUUUGGGUCCGGCAGUGUAUGAGCUCAACUGUCGCUAUUUACCGGAGCUGAAGAAGGCCGGUGAAGCAUUUUGGUCGUUGGUCAUCCCUGCCUUCGUCUUCGCAGCCAUUGGCCUCUUGUGCAGUUGGUUAUGCACCACCUGGGGUCGAAUGCUGACAGGCGGCUUGAUUCACCCAUCAUUCACAUUGAAAAUGCUCGGAACGCUUUCUUGGAUUGUAUCGCUUGUUUUAUUGGUUGCUGGUCUGGGAGCUUGGGGAACCACUUCCGAUGUUGCCGCUUGUGUUAGCGCCGCUGGAGGUUCAACAGUCUGCAAACUCGGCAUUUCUAGUGGUAUCGCGGUGAUUGCGUUGGCGCUGAACUUGCUGGCAACCAUUUGGUUUUGUGUCCAUUUCACCGACCGUCACAUCACGGAUUUAAAGCUUGAGGCGUCACAAGAGACUGGUGAAUCAUCUGCCUACGAGAGAGAGCUCGCCUCACGUCAAGGUGCUGAACGUGAUCUGGAAGCCGGCAAACGCGCCGAGCACCGCCACGCCUCUGAAGACCGCCACAUUCCGAAAAUCGUUGUUGGCAACGCAGAAGAGUUGGAGGCAUUCAGUUCUGACGCCAGCAACAACGGUCACCAACGACAAGGAUCCGGCAACCAUCUACGGAACCUUGUCCGCCAGAUUACUCAGUUAGCGAGUACCUUAUUGCUGAAGCUCGUACCUCCCGUCAUCAUUGCCUUCACACCCGCAAGUCUUCAGCCCGCCGCGCCGCAGGCAGCUGCAAUCAUCGCGUCAACGAUUUCAGAAGCAGUCUUGGACUUGUCCGAGAGAAUCUAG